GGCUGGAGGUCAGGCCCGAGUCUAUACCAUCACCCAUGAUGAGGCCGCUCGCAACACAGGUACCAUGUCCGGAAUGCUUUUGAUAUCUCAUGUGCCUGUUUUUGCUUUAUGUGAUACCGGUGCUACCCACUCCUUUAUAUCUUCUCGUUGCCUGGAGUCCUUGUCUCUUAGCACUGAGCAUGCUUGUGAUCCUCUCGAGGUUAGUUUAGCCUCGGGAAAAAUUAUUAUCUCUGAUUCAUUGGUUCGCAAUCUUUCUAUAUGUAUCGGUGGUCGAAUUUUGGAUGCCAGCGUUUAUGUAAUUGAUAUGCGAGACUUCGACAUGAUCUUGGGCAUGGACUGGCUCACCCGUUACCGAGCCGAUAUCCGGUGCCAGGAGCGCGAAGUCACCCUCUAUCCUGCUUCCGAUCAGCCUGUUGUGUUCUUUGGG
This is a messenger RNA of Striga hermonthica, 427 nucleotides long. The record is from the annotation of a GenBank genome assembly. NCBI's taxonomy places the organism in Eukaryota, Viridiplantae, Streptophyta, Magnoliopsida, Lamiales, Orobanchaceae.